This is a messenger RNA of Condylura cristata (star-nosed mole), 2339 nucleotides long. RefSeq names its product lipase A, lysosomal acid, cholesterol esterase (gene LIPA). The coding region runs from base 124 to 1317 and encodes 397 amino acids. Gene Ontology annotation, molecular function: sterol ester esterase activity. Lineage: Eukaryota; Metazoa; Chordata; Mammalia; Eulipotyphla; Talpidae. Gene Ontology annotation, cellular component: intracellular membrane-bounded organelle. The record is from RefSeq and is a predicted model, not a curated record. Gene Ontology annotation, biological process: sterol metabolic process. The transcript is spliced from 10 exons.
CCGGAUUGGCCGUGCUACUAGCCAGAGCGGAGUGUGAUUCCCCACCCUCCUCCCUCACUCUGGGUGCGGGACUGAGAGCUGGCACUGGGGCCCCGAACCGCAGCCGGGCAGGAGCGCUCCAGAAUGAAAAUGCAGCUCCUGGUUUUCGUGGUCUGCUUGGUCCUUGGGAUCCUGUCUGCCCAGGCAGCAAAAAAGACAUCUGUGGAUCCUGAAACACAUAUGAAUGUGAGUGAAAUUAUCACUCAUUGGGGGUACCCUUGUGAGGACCACUUAGUUGAGACAGAAGAUGGAUAUAUUCUUACCCUUCAUCGAAUUCCUCAUGGGCGGAAGAACCAUGCUGACCAAGAUCCCAAACCAGUGGCUUUCCUGCAACAUGGCUUGCUGGCAGAUUCUAGCAACUGGAUCACCAAUCUGCCCAGCAACAGCCUGGGCUUCAUCCUGGCAGACGCUGGCUUUGAUGUGUGGAUGGGAAACAGCCGGGGGAACACCUGGUCUCGGAAACACAAGACACUUUCAGUUUCUCAGGAUGAGUUCUGGGCCUUCAGUUAUGAUGAGAUGGCGGAAUAUGACCUACCAGCUUCAAUUAACUUUGUUCUCAAUAAAACUGGUCAAAAGCAGUUAUUUUAUGUGGGCCACUCUCAAGGCACCUCAAUAGGUUUCAUAGCAUUUUCACGGAUACCCGAGCUGGCCAAAAAGAUUAAAUUGUUUUUUGCUCUGGCCCCCGUGGCGUCAAUCAACUUCACUUAUGGCCCUCUAAUUAAAUUUGGGAAAAUUCCAGAAUUUAUCCUCAAGGACAUGUUCGGGAACAAAGAGUUUUUUCCCCAGACUGAGUUGUUGAAGUGGCUGAGCGUACACUUUUGUACUCAUGUCAUUCUGAAGGAGCUUUGUGGAAAUAUAUUUUUCCUUGUCAGUGGAUUUAAUGAAAAGAAUUUAAAUAUGUCCAGAGUGGCCGUGUACACCACACACAGUCCAGCUGGCACAUCUGUGCAGAACAUGCUACACUGGGUCCAGAUGUAUAAACUACACAAAUUCCAAGCCUUUGACUGGGGAAGCAGGGCCAAGAACUUUUUUCAUUAUAACCAGAGUUACCCCCCAGCUUACAGUGUGAAAGACAUGCUGGUACCCACUGCCGUCUGGAGCGGAGGCCAUGACAUGCUUGCAGACAAAAAGGACGUCAGCUUGCUCCUGCCCCAGAUCACCAACCUGGUGUACAGCAAGUUUAUUCCGAAGUGGGAGCACCUCGACUUUAUCUGGGGCUUGGAUGCCCCUUGGCAGCUAUAUAGUGAAAUUGUGAAUCUAAUGAGGAAAUAUCAGUGAAAGCCAGGCUGGAGAAAUUUACCACCAAGUCUGGGAUCACUGCUUGUUAAAAUUUGUUUGCUUUAUUUCUUGAAAACACUUGCUUUUCUUGGGCUUUUGUAUUUUGAUGUCCUAGAAAAUUAUGACAUUGAAAAUGUCCAAUUCUCUGCAGUUAGGAUUAGAAACAUAGUAGCCUAGUUCUUGUUUGUUCAGUCCUGGCUGGAUUAGAAGGUAGUGUUGUCUCCAUCAUGGUGUAGUUCCUAAGGCUUUGAAAAACAUCACUGAUUUGUGAAUAGGUCAUGAGCACUCUGUUCAGCUUUACACAUUGAAGAUAUUCUAGAUUGUUGUUUUAACUUCACAUAGGGAAUAUUGGGCCAUGUUCGAUUUUUCGAAUGUGCUGUCCAUUGUUAAGUAGUGUGGUGGUGAAUUGAGAGCAGCUCAGGGUCUAACACCAGGUUCUCAUCUCUGCCAUUGGCCUUGUAUUCAGGUAUCUAGAUGGCAUUCUCUCUUGUUCCUAGGCAUUAGGCACUGAGUCAGUUUCAGUGACACCACUUGUAAAGAUCUCCACACCUGUGGCCUGUAUCCCAGGUCUUGUAUGUAUAAAUAAGUAAUUUUUUUUUUUAAGAUCCCUCAAUGAGUUUUAUCAAGCUGGAGGGCAAUUGCUUUUACUGAAUAAAUGCUUCAAUUGCUAAGACCAAUCAAAAUAACUUCCUGGCAUCUUCAAAACAUUAAUUUCACUCAGUUAAAAAACAGCUAUAUCUUAAUAACUUGAAGACUGUUACACGGGAACAUUUAUAUUCAUGAACUUUAAACUAUGCAGCAGGUUGCAAAUCCACAGGUUUGAGAAGAAAAAUCCUGGGGAGAGACUGUUAACGCUGUUUUUUUUUUUUUUUUGAAAUUAAUGUCUUCGGCCGACCAGCUGCUUGUAACGUCGUCACAAACCCCCAAGGCUGCCCGUGAGGUCUCGUAUCUUAGUUCAUUAUCUCAUGUGCAAAACAUAGUGGUGAAUGUUUCCAGAAUAAAGCUCAGGGAUUUGUCUUGUU